GCGGAGGCUGCGGCGGUGGCGGCGACGUGCUGCGUCAUGGUGCGCUCCUCACCUGGAGACGCUCUGGCGACCCCGGAAGUGGGCCGGGGGCUUGGCCGCUGCCCGGCCUCUGAGCCGGGGCAGUGACUGAGAGCGCCGGGCGAGGCCCAGCUGAUUGUAGAUCCCCCGGGCGGAGCCCGCACCGCUUUUCCCAGGAUGCUGAACGUUCCUUCCCAGGCUUUCCCCGCCCCCGGCUCGCAGCAGCGCGCCGCCUCCGGGGGGCGCAGCAAGGUACCUUUAAAGCAAGGCAGAAGUCUUAUGGAUUGGAUUCGACUGACCAAAAGUGGAAAGGAUCUCACAGGACUGAAAGGAAGAUUGAUUGAAGUAACUGAAGAGGAGCUUAUAAAACACAACAAAAAAGAUGAUUGUUGGGUAUGCAUAAGAGGACUUGUUUAUAAUGUCAGUCCAUAUAUGGAAUAUCACCCAGGUGGGGAGGAUGAACUGAUGCGAGCAGCAGGCUCAGAUGGUACAGACCUUUUUGAUCAGGUGCAUCGUUGGGUCAAUUAUGAAUCCAUGUUGAAAGAAUGUCUUGUUGGAAGAAUGGCUGUCAAGCCUGUUGCUAUUGCUAAAGAGAAUCAUGAGAAGAAAUUUUUAAAUGGCAUACUUCUCAAAAGCAAAGUACCAGAUUUACCUGCCAAAGAAAUUUCUCCAAGCUAUGAUUGGUUCCAAACAGAAUCCUUAGUCACCAUUGUCAUAUAUACCAAACAGAAGGAUAUGGAUUCAGAGUCUGUAAUAGUUGACUAUCAGGAUGGUUGCUUUAGAGCAGAAAUUCUUAUCAAGGAUUAUUCAUAUCUUCUACAUACUGAGUUGAGCCAUGAAAUUCAAGAGGACAUUUCUGUGCGCGUUGCAGAAAAAACGGGUAAAGUAGAGAUUGUUCUGAAGAAAAAAGUUAAUAUAUCUUGGAAGUAUCUUGGACAUCCCCUGGAGAAUCAUAAUUCGUUUACUGAACACAAAGAAAAAGGGCUGUACUAUAGAAAGUGUAAGCUGAUUUCCAAGGUGGAUGUUACACACGAUACCAAACUUUACUGCUUGAUGCUGCCACCAGGCACUCAUCUUCAGGUGCCCAUUGGGCAACAUGUUUACCUCAAGCAAACUGUUACAGGUACAGAAGUAGUGAAGCCGUAUACACCUGUAUUAGAGUCCUUACACUCAGAUUUACAGGAACCACUUCAUCCUCAUAACAAAUAUAUCUAUCUUAUGAUCAAAAUCUAUCGCGCUGGACUCUUCUCACCACAUUUUGAUUGUCUUCAGAUAGGAGAUUGUGUUUCUUUGAGUAGUCCUGAGGGCAACUUUAAAAAAUCUCAGCUCCAAGAUUUAGAAGAACUCUUCUUAUUGGCAGCUGGAACAGGCUUCACACCAAUGAUUAAAAUAUUGAAUUAUGCUUUGAAUAUAACCAGUCUCAGGAAAGUGAAGCUGAUGUUCUUCAACAAGACAGAAGGAGAUAUUCUUUGGAGGAACCAGUUGGAGCAGUUAGCAGACAAGGAGAGAAGAUUUGAAGUUGAAUUUAUUCUCUCGGAGCCCACCUGUGAAUGGACAGGCAAACAGGGAAGAAUUUCAUUACCUCUUCUUUCUGAGUUUGUAAAAAGAAGCUCAGAAGACUCUGGAGUCCUCAUCUGCAUUUGUGGGCCAGCACCAUUCACAGAACAAGGAAUAAGAUUGCUGAAGGAUCUUAACUUUUCACAAGAAGAGGUCCAUAGUUUUACUGCAUAAGGAAGAGUUCCUACAGGAUCUUGCCAAAUUUAUGUAGCCGUUUCUGAGUGCUUGGAUUUUUUUAAAGGAAACUUUUUUUUUAUACACAUAAUAUAAGGUGACUACAAGGCCAGUCUUAGGGUUUCUUCAGUGAUAUGCAGCCAUGUCUUCAGUAACAUCAUUUGUCAGACUUUAUCUUGGCAUCUCGACUGAUUUUACUACUACUGUUGGCUUUUCAUCUGGGUAGUUCAUUAUGGAGACAGUAUUUAUGGCUCUAGAUGAAAAAUGCUACAGAAUCACUUUUAAACGAUUCACUGUUCUACUGUAAGCCCAUAUUAUAAGUAUUUUAUGAUUCAUGAAGUGGUAAAGGGUCACUUUGAUCACAUUUCUAUGCUGUAAAAUGUCUUCUUAGCAAUACAGUCUGAAUUUUACAUUGCACUGUUAACUCAGGAAAUGAUCACUUAGGUUCUUGUUGUUAGUAUUAAACCAUGGAAUGUUAUGACUUAUUAAAUGAUCCAAACAAGAUUUUUUAUGUAUAUGACAUUGAUACAAAGUAGAAUAAAAUUAUAUGUAGGUAUUUUUUAAUCCUUGUUGGGAAUGUGAUGAAUGUAGCAAGGUUGGACCUCCAGCUCUAAACUCCAGUGUCCCUCUAUGUAUAACUUCAGAGCUGGAAGGGACCCUAUGAGUCAUCAGAUCCAAUAUUUUCAUUUUAUAGAUGAGGAAACUGAGACCCGGAGAAGUUAGAAGUAAAUAGUUUAUCCAAGGUCACAAAGCUAGUUUAGUGUAUGGCAGCUGGGACCUAGAACACAGGUGUCUCAACCCCCGGCUGAAAGAUGUAGCAUCUGAGAAGAGCUCAGGGAGAGAGAGCUAUGUAGAACUUUGGAUAAACCUGCAUGAAAAUGCUUGGUUGCAUGACGGAAAAUAACCCAAGAUAAAUGAUAAUAAAAGAGGCAGGUGUCACUUCUUUAAGCAAAAUCAAAUGAAAAAUCUGGGCACAUCAGCACAGAGAAUGUGAGUGACUAUCAGCCAGAAGAAAGCAUUUGAAAGGUGGUUCCAUCAGGGGAGUAGUGAGGAGAGGGAGGAGAGAGAAGAAGGGACAAGGGAAUUCGGACUAGGAGUGAGUUAAGUUCUGAUGCUUUAUUUUUGAGACUGUUUGGUUGUCUGGUUUUAUAAGGAACAUUGUGUAACUACUUUGUUCCUUGCUUGUCAUUCUUCCCUUACCUCACAGUGGGGAAAUUUCCUGAGUGGGGGUGUGAACAGUUUAUUCUUUCUCCUCACCAAUAUUGUAGAGUUCACCUGCUUCCAUGGAGGCAUGCAGAAAAGGGCUGGCAAGAGAGCUAAAAUGAAGUGAACGUGGAUGGGUGAUUUUAUUGAGGGCUGAGUAGUGAGGUAAAUGGCUGAAGUCACUUGGAUUUUUUCAAGUUAGCUUAAUGUAAUAUCAUGUUGGACAUUGUUUUCAUAGAGGCAAGGUAAAGUCUAAAUUUACUUUACAAAAUUUCGCAACUAGAUAACUGGUGCUGUGGGCAGGAACCAUCCCUCAUCCUCCCAAUCCUGACUGAAAAACCCUAAAUUGAAGAGGGAUGGAAAUGAAUGAGAUUCUGCAUUCUAUUAAUGCACCUGCCUCUAACUAGCUGUAUGACAUGCGACUUAAACUUCUUUGAACCUUGUUUUUCCUCAUCUAUAAAAGCAGUUUAAGUUCAAAUCUUGUAAAGCCCAUAAAAUUAUUAUGCAUUUCAAAAUGUCCAGAAAAGUCUUCCUCUACCUCUUUGUGCCCCUCUAACUAAACUGAUUUUCCUUAAUUAAGCACCAGCAUUAAAAUAAAUAGUUACUUA
Messenger RNA from Trichosurus vulpecula (common brushtail), 3560 nucleotides. RefSeq names its product cytochrome b5 reductase 4. The transcript is spliced from 16 exons. Gene Ontology annotation, biological process: superoxide metabolic process; generation of precursor metabolites and energy. The coding region runs from base 196 to 1749 and encodes 517 amino acids. NCBI's taxonomy places the organism in Eukaryota, Metazoa, Chordata, Mammalia, Diprotodontia, Phalangeridae. Gene Ontology annotation, molecular function: oxidoreductase activity; heme binding. The record is from RefSeq and is a predicted model, not a curated record. Gene Ontology annotation, cellular component: endoplasmic reticulum.